AAUUAGGCAAAACGACAAAAAUAUGGCAGAAAAUAGUUUAAUUGACGAAUUCUUGGCUGAAGACGACCCAUUAGAUGAUUUUUUAUGUAAUGCGUCUGAAGAGUUUGAAAAAAAGAAGUUUGUGACUGAAGUAGAUAUAUUUACGGAAAAACCUGAGGAAAAUAACGUCAGUAUAAAUGAGGAGAGUGUUGUUCGUACCACACAGCAGUAUUUUUCGGAUGAAGAGGAAGAUCCUUAUAAUAAAAAGUAUAGUACAAAAAGUGAAAGAACAGUCAAACCGAACACUAGUAGUUCGUGGUUGAGUAAACCUAAAAAUACCCUUGAAUUGCCAAAAAUAGAGCAAAACAAACCUGCGGGUGAUGUUUAUACAGACCCUGUGUUUGGUCUACGAAUCAUAAACCCGUUAGUUUCCUCACAAGUUUUAAAAGAAAGAAUGAUCGGUAGAGAAGCCAUCCCAUUUCUUAAACUAAAAAACUUUGUGCAGUCUCAAGAUACAAAUAAAGACUGGGUAAUUGGUGGUGUCUUGGUUACUAAGUUUCCUGUUAAAACAUCUCAAAAAGGAAAGCAGUACUCAUUGUGGAAAUUGUCAGAUUUAAAAAAUGAUAUUAAAACUAUUACGUUGUUUUUGUUUGGUAGUGCUCAUAGCGCUUUUUGGAAAACCACUACUGGGACUGUUUUGGGAGUAUUGAAUCCCAAUGUUAUGGAAAAUAAAAGUGAUUCAAAGGAUGAGGCCAGCCUGAACGUGGACAACGCGCAAAAGUUGAUGGUACUGGGCCAAUCUAAGGACCUGGGCGCGUGCAAGAGUCUGAAAAAGAACGGCGAACGCUGCAACGCCGUCGUGAACGUGAACCGGUGCGAGUUUUGCGUCUACCACGUCAAACAGGAGUACCAGAAGUGCACCAAACGAUCGGAAUUGCAAGCGAACUUCGCUGGUAAUGGACUAACGGCCUUGAGGAACAAAGUAUUGGGGAAAAACGAGGUCUUUUACGGGGGAAAAUCGUACACUUCCGUGCCGGCGAAUAAAAGUAGAAAAUUGGAGAAGAAAGACAGGGGGAUAUUGGACAAUUUGAACGGCAUGCGUCAGAAUUUGGUUGGCAGUACCUCUGCGGUAAAAAAGAAGGGCGCCGCCAUGUUGGAGGUAUCUCAUUCACAAAGGUUAAAAGACUUGGAGAUAAUUAAAAAAAUUGGCGGAGCUAAGCCAAGCCCAACAUCAAGCCUAGAAAAUGUUAAAAGUCAAACAGUACUUAACAUCCAACCUAUACCGGAAAGUAAAGCGAAUAUACCGAAUACACCAAAAGAAAAAAGCAUUCCAAAGAAAGAUCCUAUGGUGAUGACUAUUCCGACGCUUUCAACUUCAAAGAUGAUAAAUUUAAAUGAACCAAUCACGCCAAGGCAUAUAUUACGAACAAAACACAACGCAAUAAAGUACGUACAAAGACACGGGACCAUCAAGAAGGCCGAUCCCAAUAGCGUUAAAAGCAGCGGCAGCAAGCGGAAAUUCGAGGAACCAAAAUCAGAUGACGCUGCGGAAACGUCGUUGACUUCGUCGAGUGUAAGCAAAAAAUCCAAGUUGGAAACCAACGACUUCAUUUCGGACCGCUUCAAGAAAAUGAUGGCGCAAACGUCGAAACACACCGACCUGCUGGAGCAACGGGACGACGAAGAGGCCGAAAAGUACUUCCACAAGUUGGAAAUGAAGGAACAGAUGGAGGAAAAAAUGACGAGCACCUACAAAGUGGCCUGCAAAGCGGUCACGUGCACGGUGUGCAAGUACACGAGCUUCUCCGCGGCGGAGAAGUGCAAGACCGAGAAGCACCGGCUGAAAGUUUCGGACGCGACGAAGCGGUUCUUCAAGUGCGGAAACUGCUCGAACAGGGUGGCCAGCUUGGAGAUCGUGCCGACGAAAUUGUGCGGCAGCUGCGGCGCGGGAAGGUGGGAACGCACAGGGAUGAUGAAGGAGAAGACGGUGACGCACGCGCACUCCCUCUCGAUCAGGGGCGGCGAGCAGAAAUUCGUCGGCGGCGCGACCACCAACGCCAACUUGGAUCUCAUGGUGCCCGAAUGAACGGUUUUUAUUGUUUUUAUUUAUUUAUUUGUAUAUAGGUAAUUUUAGAGUAAUUUUAAAUUGGUAACACUGGCUGAGAAAAAAAAUGCGUUUGCUGCUGAUUACAAUAACUUUUUUAGGGUAAUUUUAACACGCUAAAUGUUUUUAACGAAAAAUAAAAUUGUCUUAAACAGUUCUUGUAAUUAAUGUUAUAUAUUAAAAUGGGUUGUUCCUUAGGGUCCAUAAAGAAGCACCUGAAACUUUUUUUUUUCUAAAUUCCAAAGUCUAAAAAUAAUUUAUAAUAACCUUUAUCCUACCAAAAAGUACGCCACUGAUCGACUAGGAACUUUAGGUUAAUCUGGUGGAUUUAUUAUGUUAUGGUUGGUAACAAGUGUUUCCAAAAUCUCUCAAAAAAGUUGACAAACAUUGUUUAAAUUUAGCUUAAUUACAAAAAUGACAAAAUUAACAAUGAAAAUUGUCAAUUUGGCGUUUUUAUUAAUUGUU
Molecule: messenger RNA, 2548 nt
Organism: Brassicogethes aeneus
Lineage: Eukaryota; Metazoa; Arthropoda; Insecta; Coleoptera; Nitidulidae
Source: the annotation of a GenBank genome assembly